Molecule: messenger RNA, 1592 nt
Organism: Salvia hispanica
Lineage: Eukaryota; Viridiplantae; Streptophyta; Magnoliopsida; Lamiales; Lamiaceae
Product: taxane 10-beta-hydroxylase-like
Biological process (GO): sterol metabolic process
Molecular function (GO): oxidoreductase activity, acting on paired donors, with incorporation or reduction of molecular oxygen; iron ion binding; heme binding
Source: RefSeq, a predicted model, not a curated record
AUGGAGUCGACGAUGAUUAUGUUGUGGGUGGUGGCGUUUGUGUGUGUGGUUUAUUUGGUGAUGAUGAAGAAGAGGAUUGGUGAGAGAAGGCUCCCACCGGGAUCGUUAGGAAUUCCGAUAAUCGGGCAAACCCUGGAGCUUCAGAAGGCGAUGCGAGCUGAUAAAAGUGAUGAGUGGUUCCAAGAAAGGGCCCGAAAAUAUGGCCCGGUUUCGAAGAUGAACAUAUUCGGAAAGCGGACAGUGUUUCUAACGGGCCAAGCUUACAACAAAUUUAUAUUCAGCAGCAACGAGCAGACGCUCUCCAACAAGCAGCCGGAGUCAAUGAGGCGGCUGCUCGGCGAGAAGAAUUUGUUCGAGAUGAGCAGCGAAGAUCACCGGCGGUUGAGGGGAGCAAUCCUCUCCUUCUUGAAGCCAGAUGCCCUCAAACAGUAUGUCGGAACGAUGGACCAUGAGAUCAGAUUGCAUCUCACUCAGCAUUGGCAUCACGACCAUGUUAUAUCGGUAAUGCCGCUGAUGAAGAUACUGACAUUCAAUAUGAUUUGCACGCUUCUGUUUGGAAUGGAGAGAGGAGAGAGAAGACAAACCCUGGUGCAUCUCUUCCAACUAGUUAUGGACGGACUGUUGUCCGUGCCGACAAAUAUCCCCUUUACGCGCUUCAACAGAAGCAUACGCGCGAGGUCGGAAGUUGGAGCCAUCAUAAGGGAACUGAUACGCGAGAAGAGAGAGAAGCUUGGGAGAGGAGAAGCUGGGCACGAUCUCAUCACCAGCUUGCUGAGCAUGUGCGAUGACGUCGGCUCACCACUCUUAUCUGACCAGGAAAUCGAGGACAACUGCGUGGUGGCGAUGAUCGCCGGCCACGACACCACCUCCACGCUUCUCACAUACUUAAUCAAACUCAUAGUUGAACACCCAAAUGUUUAUCAACUUCUCCUCAAAGAGCACAAAGAGAUUGCGCGAGGGAGUGAUCCUCUGGCAUGGGAAGAUCUUGGUAAAAUGAAGUACACAUGGAGAUUUGCGAUAGAGACGUUGAGGAUGUAUCCGCCAGGACUGUUCGGGUUUAGGCAAGUUGUUCGAGAUAUUGAGAUUGGGGGAUACGUUAUUCCUAAAGGGUGGCAGGUGUUCUGGGCGGGAUGCAUGACCCACUUGGAUGGAUCCAUAUACCCGGAUCCGUACAAGUUCAACCCCUCGCGUUUCGAAGAUCAAGCAGCGAUGCCACCAAAUACCUUCAUACCGUUUGGAGGAGGUGCGAGGCUUUGCCCAGGCAACGAAUUUGCAAGAAUAGAGACAUUGGCGUUGAUUCAUUACUUGGUCACUCGCUUUACUUGGAAGCUCUGUUUGGAAGAUAAUACGGUCAGCAGAGAACCCAUGCCGGUUUUCAAACAAGGCCUACCCAUACAUAUUCACAUCACCGACCCUUUAUAAAACAUGAUGCAAUAAUAAUCUAAAUGACGGUAAUUGUCAACCCCUUUCCACUAGCAUAAUUCACACUUUCUCGUUAAAUUAGAUAAUGAAAUAAAAAAUAAUACUUGUACGUGAGUUUAUCAUUUAUGUGGAGGGAAUCUAUAUAAAUAUGAAAGGAGAUUUGUCUAAAA